AUGAGUGGCGCGACGAGAGAUUUCAAGCUGGGUGCUGUCCUGCAAGGCCAUAAAAGUGAUGUUCGGGCCGUCCUACUCCCUGAUCCCUCUUUUGCAGUAACAGCAUCUCGCGAUGGCUCAACGAGAGUCUGGAAGCGAACAUCCACUUCCCCACCGACCUACGACGAUACCGAAUCAUCCCACGGCGCACAGUUCAAGACCUGUCUUGCUUAUAUCCCUCCUUCGAAAGAGUACGAGGACGGUCUGAUUCUUUCGUCAGGCCAAGAUGCGCUCAUUGAAGCUCGGCAGCCAUCGUCAACAGCCGACAUGAACGCAGAUGCUUUUAUGGUAGGACACAGCAAUCAGGUGUGCUCGAUAGAUGUGUGCGCGAUAGCGAAUUACUUUGUGAGUGGCAGUUGGGAUGCUACUGCAAAAGUCUGGGAGAUUGGCAGAUGGGAAGUCGCUUAUGACCUGACGGGUCACACAGCCACGGUUUGGGCGGUGCUCGCUUUUAGCAGAGACACAAUCGUCACCGGCUGUGCUGACCGUGCAAUCCGAGUCUUCGACGUACGGGGCAAGAUGGUAAAUUCUUGGGAUGGUCAGGACAUUGUUCGCGCUCUGGCAAAGCUGCCCAAAGGUCACUACACUGGUGCUGAAAUUGCUGCCGCGACAAAUGAUGGCAUCAUCCGUCUCUGGACCUUGAAGGGCGAGCUCAUUGCCUCUUUGAUUGGCCAUGACUCUUUUAUAUACUCCCUGGCCGUCCUUCCUUCAGGCCAAAUUGCCAGCGCUGGAGAAGAUCGAUCCGUCCGCAUCUGGGAGGGGCAGAACUGCAUUCAGGUUAUUACGUUACCUGCAAUUUCCAUCUGGACUGUGUCUUCCUGUUCAAAUGGCGAUAUCAUCGUCGGUUCAAGCGACCACGUGGCACGCAUAUUCACCCGCAGCCAGGAGAGGGUGGCCAAUGCGGAGACUCUUGCUGCUUUCGAGGAGUCUCUUCAAGCAUCUAGCAUUCCCCAACAGACAGUCGGGCAAAUCAACAUGACAGAUCUCCCUGGUCCUGAUUUCCUCCAACGAAAAUCUGGCACCAAAGAAGGUCAGAAUCAGAUCAUCAAAGAAGAUGAUGGCAGUGCCUGUCUGUAUCAAUGGUCCAUGUCCCAGCAGCAGUGGCUCAAAAUCGGUCAGGUUGUGGAUUCUGCUGCCUCGAGUGGGAAGACGGCAUACAAUGGUAAAGAAUACGACUAUGUGUUUGACAUUGACAUUGAGGAUGGGAAACCUUCACUGAAGCUGCCAUACAAUGUCACCCAGAACCCUUACGAGGCAGCCACGAAGUUCCUUCAAGACCAUGAACUUCCCUUGUCCUACCUCGAAGAGACGGCAAACUUUAUCAUCAAAAACACCCAGGGUGCUACCCUUGGACAAUCAGCGCCCGCAGGAGCUGAUCCCUGGGGUACGGAGAAACGAUACAGACCUGGCGAUGCCCCGUCCUCCUCAUAUCAGCCGCCACCAGCUGCGCCUGUCAAGCGAACCCUGCCUCAAAAGGAGUACCUUCCUGUCGUUAUUGGGAAGCCCUCUGCGGCUAUGGCGCAAAUCAACAAGAAAAACACCGAAUAUGCGGGCCACGAAAUGAGUCUUCAACCCGAAGAAGUCCAAGCACUAACAGAUGUCGCUCAACAGCUAGCGAAAUACAACUUCUCAAGCCCUCCAUCACUACCUGGCUCUCCCUCCCUCAGAUCCUCCAUUCCCGCCCUAAUGAAGAUAGCCACGCAAUGGCAACCGCCUGCAAACCGCCUUGCGGGUCUAGAUCUUCUCCGCUUCAUUGCCGCCGCAGCGAAGGACUUUCCGGCCGAAGAGGUUGAUGGUGUCGAUGCGGUUGCGGGGAUUCUUGGAAGUGGCAUCUUCGAUGACUCCUUCGUCCGCGCGAACAACAAACUAGCCAUGGUUGCCAUGCGGUUCUUUUGCAAUCUUCUGUAUGGUUCACCUGGCGGAAGGGAAAUUGUGAAGGAAAACGUUGACAACAUCAUUGAGAGCCUCAAACCACUUACUCAAUUCGCCUCUUCCGAUGUUUCAGUGGCCAUAGCGCUCACGACUCUAUAUCUUAAUAUUGCUGUUCUAACCACCUCUUCCACUGCUCCCAGCGACGCCGACAAGAACGCAAAUUACGCCCUCGACCUGUUAGGAGAGCUUUCCAAACUCCUUCUUUCUUUCCCUGCAGUGAAUCACUCUUCGUCCUCCAGUAAUCCUGCUUCGCAAUCCACGGAACCGGCAUAUCGCUCUCUCGUGGCAUUAGGGACCAUUCUAGUCGGAUUUUCGCGCGCGGAGUUGAAGUCUGCUGCGAAGGAGGUCUUUGAUGUUCCUGUGGUGUUGAGGAAGCUGAAGGAGGGGAGGUAUCUAGAAGAGCCCAGAUUCAAGGCAGUCGUCGGAGAGAUUGAGAGCGCCUUGAGAUAG
Messenger RNA from Cladophialophora psammophila CBS 110553, 2421 nucleotides. RefSeq lists its product as uncharacterized. Gene Ontology annotation, biological process: ubiquitin recycling; proteasome-mediated ubiquitin-dependent protein catabolic process. The transcript has 2 exons. Gene Ontology annotation, molecular function: ubiquitin binding. Gene Ontology annotation, cellular component: nucleus; cytoplasm. The record is from RefSeq and is a predicted model, not a curated record. The coding region runs from base 1 to 2421 and encodes 806 amino acids. NCBI's taxonomy places the organism in Eukaryota, Fungi, Ascomycota, Eurotiomycetes, Chaetothyriales, Herpotrichiellaceae.